AUGUUUCGCGUUAUAGUCAGCCACGCCAAGAAGCACCCCAGCUUGAUCCCUCUAUUUGUGAUCAUUGGAUCUGGAGGUAUUGGCGCAGGCCUGUAUCUCAUGCGUUUGGCAGUGUUCAACCCGGAUGUCUGCUGGGACAAGAAAAAUAAUCCAGAACCUUGGAACAAACUGUCUCCCAGUGACCAGUACAAG
Mesitornis unicolor (brown roatelo) is the source of this 192-nucleotide messenger RNA. RefSeq names its product NDUFA4, mitochondrial complex associated (gene COXFA4). NCBI's taxonomy places the organism in Eukaryota, Metazoa, Chordata, Aves, Mesitornithiformes, Mesitornithidae. The transcript is spliced from 3 exons. The record is from RefSeq and is a predicted model, not a curated record. The annotation marks the transcript as partial.